Cryptomeria japonica (Japanese cedar) is the source of this 2165-nucleotide messenger RNA. RefSeq lists its product as uncharacterized. Gene Ontology annotation, biological process: regulation of DNA-templated transcription; DNA-templated transcription initiation. The coding region runs from base 24 to 1733 and encodes 569 amino acids. The record is from RefSeq and is a predicted model, not a curated record. The transcript has 7 exons. Lineage: Eukaryota; Viridiplantae; Streptophyta; Pinopsida; Cupressales; Cupressaceae. Gene Ontology annotation, molecular function: DNA-binding transcription factor activity.
GUGGUAUUGGGGGAUAGUGAGCGAUGGGCAGCAUGGCCUGCGCAGCAUUCUCCUUUAUGUCCAGCUCUUCCCAUUCUUCUCUUAUGUGCAGAUGCUCCAACAGAAUAACAUCAAAACUUCCACAAGCGUCUUGUUCAGAGACAUCCAUAAUAUCAACCACAACUGUUAUGCCUUGUUCCUCUGGAAAUGUUCAUAUCCUUGCGACAAAAUCCCAUUCUUCUGUUUUGGCUGCUGAAGAAAGUUUUUCAUACAAGACUCAGGCAAUUUCCAUGCAGCCCAAGGUAAUUGUAGAGGCCACCAUAGGCGAAGCAAUGUUGUUGAAAAUUGAAGAGUUGGACACAGAAAGUGCAUCAGCAGAAGCUAGAAACGCUGCUAGGGAUGUAGCAGUGAUUUGGGAAGAUAUCCAGAAUCUUCCAAAAGCCAAGUUGCUUUCAAAUGGAGAUUUACAAAGAUCUGAAAGGGAGAAACUUACCCAAAUUGAAGUGCUUGGACUUGUCAAAUUAUUUAAAGAAUCCAAGCAUGCUGAGAGGAAUUCAGGAGCACAAUGUAGUUUAAAUGGAGCAAGUUCUUUCACUUACCAUCCUCAACUUGAAAGAGAAUCUUCUGUUUUAUCCAAAUUUGAGGCCAAUUCCAUUCAGGUCUCUCAAAAUGUAGUGGAGAAAACAACAAGAUCCAAGAAGAAAUUGAGAACAAGAAUUAUGAAGGCGGGAUUAUUAGAAAAGACUACAGCAGUUCGUCCCAAAUCAGUUUCUGUCCUAUCUACUAAAAAGUCUAAGAUGAUCACUGUGCCUUCUGUCGACCCAUCAUACAUGCACCACGAUAUGGUCAGCAGAAUCUUCUUAGCUGAUAAUGAAGCUGAAUUCUGUCAAGGACUAAAGGACCUGCGAAAAUUGGAGAAGAUUAGGGCAAGAGUUAAAAUUAAAGUUGGACAUGAACCAACUCCAGCCCAAUGGGCAGAAGCUGUUGGUCUAGAUCAGGGAACUUUGUAUAGGAAAUUACUGGCAGGGCAAUAUUGCAAAGAUAAAAUUGUCAAAGGUGCCAUACGGUUGGUUAUAUCAGUUGCCAAGAUGUAUGAGGGAAAAGGCGUGAGCCUACCAGAUCUCAUUCAGGAAGGAUGCUUAGGUCUCCUCCGGGGAGCUGAAAAGUUUGAUUACAAGAAGGGCUUUAAGUUUUCGACAUAUGUUUAUUGGUGGAUUAGACAAGCUGUCACAGAUGCAAUAACCAAGAAUUCAAGGACAAUCCGGUUACCUGGAUAUCUUAUUGAUACUUUGUUGAAAAUAAGAAAAACAAAGAUAUCUUUAUACCGGAAGUUUAGAAGGCCUCCUAAAGAUGAAGAGAUUGCUUCUUAUUUGAACCUGUCAGUUUCAAGAAUAAGAUUUGUGAAGAAGUGUUCAAAGUUUCCAAGAUCCAUCGAUCGGCAUAUUUCACAAAACUAUGACAGCAGACUUGGGGAAUUUAUUGCAGAUCCUGAAGUGAAAAGUUCAGAGAUAGCAGUCACCAGACAGAAGGUGCGCCAAGAUAUUGACGAACUUCUCGAAACUCUUCGACCAAGGGAGAAAGAAGUGGUAAGACUACGCUUUGGAUUAGAUGGUGGCAUAUCUAGAACACGUAAGGAGGUUGCACACCACUUUUGUGUUUCUAAAGAACGCAUCAGACAGAUUGAAAACAAUGCUUUAGGAAAACUAAGGCACCUAAAUAGACACAAAGAUAUAAAAUGCUAUUUGGGCUACUAACAUGAUUUGCUUGAAAUGUAAAAUCUUGGGAUAUGGCAAGCAAAGAAAUGAAAAAUUAGAGAAGAAUCAUUUCAGUGCCCCGAAAAUUCUUUGAGAAGCAUUCAAAUUGAAGCCUCCACCCACCAAAUAAAAGGCAGAUGCUAUAAUUUAGAAGGGAAAAAGGAUCUCCAUUAAUCAAAGCUACAGUCUGCUUCAUUAACAGUCAUGAUGCCGCCAAGAAACUACUGUAUUCUUGUAUAUGUUCCUAGAUGUGCUUAUGUUUCUGGGUCAGACACCAGGGAAAUAUGUCUCCAAUCAAGUAGAAUGUCACUGAAACCCAAAAAUUAUUUGUACAGCAACUGAUAAAGGCCACAAAAAAUUCACAGGCUGAAAACAUGCAGGAUCUUGUAGUACAAUGAUGAUGAAUAGAAGCAGAUGAUUUAUUUUUUUCCA